ACUACCUUUCGACGUCACCGCAAAUGAUUUCAUAGAGUUUCGAUUAGUAUGCUGGAGCUGUGAAAUGCUUAUUGAUCGAGUUUAGAAUCGUUUCUGAAUUUGAAGACCGAGGAUCUGAUUCCAAUCUUUAGACGGAUUGCUAUUAUCAUCUGAGGAGAAGAGGGGUUCUUUUUAAAGAAUUGAGUGGCAGUUUAUGAGCUAAAGAAUGGAUUUUUCUCAUGAAACAAGUGAUCUUCAAUCGUUUAAGGACCAUGGGGAGAAUGUAACGGGUAGCAGAAGCUCCGUUGUCCUAGCUGAAGUGUCUGUUUCUGACUUUUGUUCUAAGCAAGAAAACCGGGAAAGUAAUAUGAAAGUGAGUCCUAUGACCCAACACGAUGAUUUGGAAAACUUUCUUGAAUUGGCUGAAAAUCCUAGCGAGGACUCUAUGCGCCAAAUUAUAUCCGAUACUGGGAAACUUGACCUCAAGUCUUCACCUGAUGGAGUAGGACAGUCAGUUUAUGAUCAUGACAUAUCCAGUUCUGCUGAUUCGGGUGAUGGGUUACUUAAGUGUGAAGGGGAGCCUAAUACUAGGAAUGGAGAUCCAGCUCAUCUAAUAUCUAGGACUAAUGGAUCUGAUUCUUCGUUAACUGUAGACAAUGAUGAAGGGAAUACUACUUUGGAUCCACACAUAGGCACUAUGAAUAUCAAUGGGGCACUGUCACCCCAAAAUAUAGUGGUUGAUAGCAAUGGAGAUUCGGGUUCCAGAAAUUGUGAAGAAGGGAAGUACUUCUAUUAUGAAACACCUCUUUGUGAAGACACGGGGGCUUGGAUACCUGUUUCUGUCCCUCCAAUGACUGAAAAUGACCGCGAAGAGUGGACCAGAGGGCGCUGCUCAAAUGGUGGUUACGUUCCAGAAGAAGAUAUGGGCUGGAAUCAGUACAUUGGUGAAGAUAAAGAAUUGACCAUGUGGGAUGUGGUGGUGGAGAUGUUACUUGCAGCGCGUGGAAAGUUGAAUUCUCUUGCUUCUGGGGAUAUUAUAGGAAUGUCGUUGAUAUCCACCCAGUUAGUUGAGCAAGCAUGGAAGGAAAUGGCUCAGACCCUGACAGAGGCCAAUUUCAGUAGCACCCAAGAAAUUCUCGAAUCAGAGCCACCUAAAUGGCUGCCGGAUAGCUCUGCUUCUUCUUGUAUGCUUUGUGGUGUGCGUUUCCAUCCUAUCAUGUGCACAAGGCAUCAUUGCAGGUUUUGCGGAGGGAUCUUUUGUAAUGAGUGUACCAAAGGAAGGAGCUUGUUGCCUGAAAAUUUCCGUACCGGAGAUCCUCAAAGAGUUUGUGAUGUAUGCUGUGUGCGCCUCGAGUCUGUGCAGCCUUACUUAAUGAAUCAAGUGAGUCGUGCUUCGCAGUUCCCAACUCAUGAUUUGACAGACUUGAGCACUUUAAGAUCUUGGGUGAAUUUCCCAUGGGGACAAACGAUGGAGUAUGAGAUUUACAAGGCUGCAAACACAAUCUGUAGCUAUGCUAGCGUUGGUUUGAGACAAGAGAAGAGAAUUCCAGAAGCCAUUUUGCGAGAUGCAAAGGGGCUCGCGAUACUUACAGUUGUGAAGGUUGGAGCUGUGGUUACCUACAAUGUUGGAACUGGGUUGGUGGUUGCUCUUAGGGAAGACGGAUCUUGGUCUCCACCCUCCGCCAUUUCUUCCUUUGGUGUCGGCUGGGGCGCACAGGCAGGAGGAGAGUUAACCGACUUCAUAAUCGUGUUGAGAACAUACGACGCUGUGAAAACCUUCUGCAGCGAUGCACACGUCUCAGUCGGAGCCGGUGCUAGUGCUGCUGUAGGAACCAUUGGUCGUACUGCGGAAGCUGGUUUGAGAGCUGGUGAUGGUGGAUACGCCGCUUGCUAUACAUACAGCUGCAGUAAAGGUGCCUUCAUCGGGUGCUCUCUCGAAGGAAGCGUGGUCACAACCCGUGCUCGGGAGAAUUCCAGAUUUUAUGGCAGCCAAUCACUCGACGCGUUAAAGAUUCUUCUGGGUUCGUUACCUCAGCCGCCUGCGGCAGCCACUCUUUACCGGGCACUGGAAGACUUGUAUAGGCAGAUGGAGAGAUGAUUGUAUGUAUGGUGAAAUUGCAAGAGGAGUUUGCACUUUGCAGUCGUCUAUCUUUGUACAGAAUCACUCAUUUGUUAGCUGUAUAAAAGUAGUUGGUGGUUGGAAAUGGUUAUGGCGUGUGGAUACAAUGGUGAAGCACAUACAAAGAAACUGUAAUUGUGCCAUUUUAAUCACAUUUUCGAUUAUUGAUUUGUUA
This is a messenger RNA of Salvia hispanica, 2273 nucleotides long. RefSeq lists its product as uncharacterized. NCBI's taxonomy places the organism in Eukaryota, Viridiplantae, Streptophyta, Magnoliopsida, Lamiales, Lamiaceae. Gene Ontology annotation, molecular function: phosphatidylinositol binding; metal ion binding. The record is from RefSeq and is a predicted model, not a curated record.